GGAGAGCCAUGCAAGCUGUGUUCAGAAAAACACAGAAUUGGCAGAAAUGAGGCCGAUGGGUGACAGUGUGUCCCUUCACUGGGUCAUUGUCUCACUGGCCUGCCUGAGUGGCAUCGCACCCCAGGAGGGCCGCUGUGUCUCGCUCGCCAUUUACUGCCCAGCGGGCCCAGGUGCCACACAGCUAGACACCAACCUGCAUAAAAUGGGAAAGCCGUGAGCAGUUCCCCCAUAAAAUGCGAGAGAGUUCUGUCUGGCAGAGAAGAUAACCCGAAAGGCUAUGGCUUUAUUGUUCUGUAAGAUAUUAACCAGUCUUCUGUCCAACUCAGCAGUCUGUCUCCUCCGGCGGCACAUGGAUGGGUCAGGCUUUGAGCAAUUCCUCUUUGAACCAGCCUCACCAUCUAGCCAAGUUCCCUUGUCACCAGGUUAGAUAAAGCUCUGACACGUGUUCAGUGUCUACUUGUCUGGGAGCCUUUUGAAAAUUACACUUUGGCAGCAGAGUUUAUUGAAGUGGAAAGAUCAGCAGUAUCUGGGUUCAGACAGAGGCUGAUCCAGGGACCGGGUGAUGGCAUUAGGAUCCGGAUGGUUUCUCCUCACCCUUGGGUCUGCUGGCUUCACUCCUGGGGGCAGGGGAGGGGGGCUCUCUGUCCCUGGUGGCAGGACAACACCUGCUGCCCGGGCUGGCGUCCUCUGGGCUGCGGUCCAGUGAGCUGGCCCACCCACCGUACCCUGGUGCCCAGGUGGGAGCCUGAGAUUUGUUCUGGUCAGACUGGUCGGCCAGGCCCAGCGGGCUGGGGUUGCCAUGCUCUGUCUGGGGCUCAGACCACAUCUGGCCUUGACACCAGGGGCGGGGGUGCUCCCCAGAGGGGGCUGGAGUUACACAGACCUGGCUCCCGGCUCAGCCCCUCCACCCACUGGUCAGCGAGGGCAGAGGGCACCUUCCCAUAGCAGCUGUGACAACAGUGCCCAGCCCGCAAGGUCUUCGUGUGACUGGCCCACCACCCAUUGAGAGCAGGGAACCCUGCCCUUGAAUCCGGGUGCGGGCUGGUGACCACGGUGGAGGCAAAGCCGUGUGACUUCAGAAGCUGGAUCACUAAAGUGACAGGGCUUCCACCAGCUUCUCAUGGAACCCUUGUGUAGGACACAGCUGCUGGGCUCAGGGAAGCCCAGGCUGCCGGGAGAGGGCUGUGGGGAGCAGCGCCACCACCUGCAGGAUGUGGGCCAAGCUCCCAGCCACAUGUGCUCUGUCUUCAGGGGUCCUAGCACACACUGGUGUGGGGACCCCAGCUGACCCCACAUGGGGCUGUCUCCACCGAGGCCUGCCCACACUGCAAGUUCAUGAGCAAAGCAGAUGAUAGUUGUUUCACACCAGUGAGUUUGGGCUGCUUGUUACACAGCAGUAGAUAACUCGUACACUGGCUGCAGAUCCCUGGGCGAGGGACUUGACCUCUGUGUCUAUGUGUGGGAUGAGCAUAGUAGUAAUACCUGCCUGACUGCGUUCAUUCUUCAAAAAAUAUUAACUGAGCACCUACUAUGUGCCGGGCCACUGUUCUAGGCCCCAGGAUACCAUGUGAAAUGGCCUAGCACGUAAGAGGGGUUCCCAAAACACAGAUUCCUCCCCUGCUUUUCGUACCUGUGCAGCACUAAACAUCUUGGAUAAAGCAGUAACCAUUUGCCAGGUUCAGAUGGGACAGUUAAAAGCUGGCUGUAACCUCCAGGUCACUGGGCCCCUGAGGCUUCCCUGGUCCCUCAGGGCCGACAGAUGGAGAGGCUGCGCGCAGUCCUGGCGGGGAGGGGUGUCCCUUUCACUGCUAAGCGGUGUGAUCUAGUCAAGUGGAAAAGUGCUGUUUGCUGGGUAAUACAAGCCUCUAUUGUUCAAGGCCUGGAAACACAUGGGUGAAUAACCCAGUGCACGGCCCCGGGCUCCAGCGGUGUAAACACUGUUGAUACGACAAAAACAGGUACAGUCUUCCUUUUGUAGUUUAAGUGGCCCCAGGCUGGCCCAGGCCCAGACGACUGGAAUGGGCUUUCCUGGGGCCCACCCGCUUCUCCCUGUGGGCCCCCACCGACGGCCCACCAGCAUUCCCACCCAGCAGAAUCCAGCGCCAGGCACAGAGACCUGCUUGUGUGCACCGUGGAGGGACCCUUCGAGUUGGGGGAAGCUGGAUGCCUUCUGGAGGAGUGAGCAUCUGGGCCAGGCCUGGAGGAGGGGCAGGCUCGGGGAGGGGGCACUGGCACAUCCAGCCGGGCACUUCCCUGCAAGCCCCCAAGACUACAAGGAGCAGCGGUGCUGGCUCACGGCAGGGCCUGGGGGCGAGGAAGCCUGUCUAGGGGGGCCAGCUGGCGGCUCUGCGAUGCUGAGGGCCCUCUGUGAAUGUAAAAGCUUUAAAGAGAAAUUCAUGAAGUGUCUGCGUGACAAUAAUUUUGAAAAUGCUUUGUGCAGAAAUGAGUCAAAAGAAUAUUUAGAAUGCAGGAUGGAGAGAUCCAGACUGGGCCUCCUACACCCUGGGGGUGUUCAUCUGCCUGAGCUGCUCCGGAAUCCACCGGAACAUCCCCCAGGUCAGCAAGGUGAAGUCGGUCCGCCUGGACGCCUGGGAGGAAGCCCAAGUGGAGUUCAUGGCCUCCCGUGGGAACGCCGUCGCCAGAGCCAUGUUCCAGUCCAAAGUGCCCCCCUUCUACUACCGGCCCUCGGCCUCCGACUGCCACUCACGCUCGCCACGUACCCGCAUCGGCGCGGGCCUUGGGUGUCUUCUCUGUGAGCUGCCUGGGAGGCAGGCCAGUUCGGACCCCACUCCACAGGCGGGGAGACCGAGGCUGGCCUCAGCUCCUACACGCUGUGUCUGCCCUUCACCCCUCACGGGCAGGCCUGCGGACCACCUGUACAUCCUGAGGCGGCCUGGCCGCUUGUCCUGGGCUCUCAGGGAAGUCGGCGCCCCGCCCGCCAGCCCGCUCGGUAUGAAUCAGCAAGGUGGCAGCUGCUCCUGAGACAUGACUUUACCGCCACCGCAGGCUGCUCUGUGGUCUGGGCCGUUCGCAUGUAUGCCUCCCCGCCUGUCUGAGCGUGUGGUGAGGGGCAGGCCGGCCACAGGCUGUGUCCUGCUAGGCGCUCGGCUGGCUCCUCUGCGUCCUGGUCCCCGCAGAGUACUCACGGACA
This is a messenger RNA of Vicugna pacos (alpaca), 3151 nucleotides long. The record is from RefSeq and is a predicted model, not a curated record. NCBI's taxonomy places the organism in Eukaryota, Metazoa, Chordata, Mammalia, Artiodactyla, Camelidae.